AUGACACAGAUGGUGACCAGUGGGAAUCAGACUACGGUGACUGAGGUCCUUUUCUCUGUGUUCCCACCUCUGCAUCAAGGUGGGCUCUUGUUCUUUAUUCCCCUGCUUCUCAUCUGUGGAUUUAUCAUAACUGGGAACCUGAUGAUAUUCAUUGCCGUCCAGCUGGACGUGGCCCCGCACACGCCCACGUACUUCUUCAUCAGUGUCCUGUUCAUGCUCUCCAGCCUGGUCAGUGAGCAGAGGACCAUCUCUGUGGCUGGCUGUCUCCUGCAGAUGUACUUCCUGCACUCCCUGGGCAUCACAGAGGGCUGCGUCCUGACGGCAACGGCCAUUGACAGGUACAUCGCUAUCUGCAGUCCUCUCCUUUACCUGACCAUCAUGACUCCCCAGCUUUGUGUCCAGCUAACAGCCGGGUCCUGCCUCCGGGGCUUCCUCCUUGUGCUCCCUGAGAUCGCGUGGAUUGCCACCCUGCCUUUCUGUGGCUCCAGCCAGAUCCGGCAGGUCUUCCGUGACUCCACACCUGUGCUGAGCUUGGCCUGCACAGACACAUCGCUGGUGGUCAUUGUGGACGCCAUCCAUGCAGCGGAGAUCCUGGCCUCCUUCCUGGCCAUCGCCCUGUCCCACGUGCGGAUCAUCUUGGUGAUUCUGGGGACGUCGGCCUUCUCCACCUGUGCUGCCCACCUUGCUGUGUUCCUGCUGUUUUUUGGCAGCGUGUCUCUCACGUAUGUGCGAUUCUCAGCCGCCUACUCUGUGUUUUGGGACACAACAAUUGCUGUCGCCUUUGUCAUCCUCGCUCCCUUCCUCAACCCCAUUAUCUACAGCCUGAGAAACAAGGACAUGAAAGAUGCUAUCGGAAGGCUUUUCUGCCGUCGGAGGAGGGCCGGUGGGGUCGGAGGGUAGACUGGAAGCUGGACUCUGAAAAACCUCCCAGA
Messenger RNA from Mirounga angustirostris (Northern elephant seal), 932 nucleotides. Its product is annotated as olfactory receptor 6K6. Gene Ontology annotation, cellular component: membrane. Gene Ontology annotation, biological process: G protein-coupled receptor signaling pathway. The record is from RefSeq and is a predicted model, not a curated record. NCBI's taxonomy places the organism in Eukaryota, Metazoa, Chordata, Mammalia, Carnivora, Phocidae. Gene Ontology annotation, molecular function: G protein-coupled receptor activity; olfactory receptor activity.